AUGGAGGAAGAUACUUCAAGUACUAAAGUUAAUUGGAAGUCAGUUUACCCACUCAAUGACAAAGAGAAGAAGAAGGUAACGAAGAUAAUGACUUUGGUGAAUUCCGUCCUUAAGAAGAAUAAGGACCAGAAGGGUAAAGGCAGAAAGAGAAGGAUAAAUGUAUUUCACUGCAGGAUGGGCAGAAAGCCUCCAGUAAGCGAGCCAACAAACGAACAAGAAGAAGUUCCUGA
Pipistrellus nathusii (Nathusius's pipistrelle) is the source of this 230-nucleotide messenger RNA. The record is from the annotation of a GenBank genome assembly. Lineage: Eukaryota; Metazoa; Chordata; Mammalia; Chiroptera; Vespertilionidae.